Orycteropus afer afer is the source of this 1339-nucleotide messenger RNA. It is a transcript of the gene GAS1, whose product is annotated as growth arrest specific 1. Gene Ontology annotation, biological process: negative regulation of mitotic cell cycle. NCBI's taxonomy places the organism in Eukaryota, Metazoa, Chordata, Mammalia, Tubulidentata, Orycteropodidae. Gene Ontology annotation, cellular component: plasma membrane. The record is from RefSeq and is a predicted model, not a curated record.
UUUCCACCGGCUCCACGUCCGCGGCUCCCCGCGCCUCGUCUCCUUUCCCCUCCUCACCCGGCGGCCGCCGCUGCCCGCGAUGGUGGCAAGGCUGCUGGGCGGCGGCGGCGGGGCCCGCGGGGGGACCGUGCCGGGAGCCUGGCUUUGCCUGAUGGCGCUGCUGCAGCUGCUGGGCUCGGCGCCGCAGGGCUCGGGGCUGGCGCACGGCCGCCGCCUCAUCUGCUGGCAGGCGCUGUUGCAGUGCCAGGGGGAGCCGGAGUGCAGCUACGCCUACAACCAGUACGCCGAGGCGUGCGCGCCGGUGCUGGCGCAGCGCAGCGGGGGCGACGCGCCGGGGGCCGCCGCCGCCGCCGCCUUCCCGGCCUCUGCCGCCUCUUUCUCGUCACGCUGGCGCUGCCCUAGCCACUGCAUCUCUGCCCUCAUUCAGCUCAACCACACGCGCCGCGGGCCCGCCCUGGAAGACUGUGACUGCGCUCAGGACGAGAACUGCAAGUCCACCAAGCGCGCCAUUGAGCCGUGCUUACCCCGAACAAGCGGCGGCGGCGGCGCGGGCGGCCCGGGCGCGGGCGGGGUCAUGGGCUGCACGGAGGCCCGGCGGCGCUGCGACCGCGACAGCCGCUGCAACCUGGCGCUAAGCCGCUAUCUGACCUACUGCGGUAAGCUCUUCAACGGGCUGCGCUGCACCGACGAGUGCCGCACAGUCAUCGAGGACAUGCUGGCCGUGCCCAAGGCGGCGCUGCUCAACGACUGCGUGUGCGACGGCCUUGAGCGGCCCAUCUGUGAGUCGGUCAAGGAGAACAUGGACCGCCUGUGCUUCGGCGCCGAGAUAGGCAACGGCCAGGGCAGCAGCGGCUCGGACGGGGGCCUGGACGAUUACUACGACGAGGACUACGAUGACGAGCAGCGCGCUGGGGGUGCAGGCGGCGAACAGCCGCUGGACGACGACGAUGGCGUCCCACACCCACCGCGCCCGGGUGGCGGCGCUGUUGCGGCUGGAGGCCACGGGGACCUACCCUACGGGCCCGGGCGCCGGAGCGGCGGAGGCCGCUCGGCGCCCCAAGACGCUUGGACCCCGCUUGCCUCCAUCUUGCUGUUGCUCCUGUGGCCACUCUUUUAGCCCUCACGCCCCCGGCGGAUGACUGCGGGAGGGCCCGGGCCCUGCGCCGGUGCGCGCUCCCCAGCUUGCUCACGCGGCCGGGCACCUGUGGCCGCGGCUAGUCACACGGCUUGGGGACGGGUAGAGGGGACAGUUGGGGAUACUUGCCGAAACUUUAUCGAAAUAGACUCUGCCUAGCUGGUUUCCCUGCCCCGAGUCUUGGCACGUUCCCCCUCUCCUUUG